Messenger RNA from Acipenser ruthenus (sterlet), 3135 nucleotides. RefSeq names its product zinc finger MYND domain-containing protein 12-like. The transcript is spliced from 8 exons. Bases 342 to 1541 code for a protein of 399 amino acids. The record is from RefSeq and is a predicted model, not a curated record. Lineage: Eukaryota; Metazoa; Chordata; Actinopteri; Acipenseriformes; Acipenseridae. Gene Ontology annotation, molecular function: protein binding.
AAAUAAUGUAUGAACCGCAGAUUUAGUUAUUUUUUGUAUAAUUUCAUUUGGAAAGAAAUGGUCACUGCAAAUAUAAGUUCAAAGUUCGUUUCCUUGACAACCCAUAAGCGUCCUGAAACAUUGGCAGAGAUUUGAAAAAUGAAUCGACCCGCAACUUCUAUAGCAAGGAGAAACACGCGAAAAGGGAUUCCCUAAUUUACAUUUUCUUAAUUCAAUCUGUAUUGAAUAGAAGUAAAACUGGUCAAGUUUGUUGAAAAGUAAAAAAAAAAAAAAAAAAAAAAGUUAGUCAAUUUAAUUUGCUCGUCAUUCAGUGCUCAAAUUUGUUAAAUCCCGACAGUAAAAUGGCAAAAGUGAAUCCCCUGUCCAACCCCAAAGGAGUGAAACUGCUUUGUGAACUGUGCCAGAAACCUGCUUUUAUCCAGUGUACUAAAUGCACAGUCGCCUACUACUGUGACUCGGACCAUCAGCGCAUGGACUGGGUAGGCAUCCACGAGCAGAUCUGCCAGCUGCUGCUCCCAGUGCGAACCCCUCUGCCCUUCAAGAGCCUGUGCAAGGAGAGGGAGCACCAGCAGGCACAGCUCCUGCAGAGACAGAAGCACCUGAUCGAGCUGACUCAGGCUGCAGCCCGGAAGAAGCUGUGCGAGGGGCGUCACGAGGAGGCGGUCCCAGCUGCCAUGCAGUGUCUGCGCUACUCCAUAGAGGUGCACGGCCUCAGCACCCUCCCGCUCAUACUUCCCUACCUGCUGCUCGCGGAGGCCAGCAUCGGAACGGGGCACCUCCUGCAGGCAGAGGAGUACCUGUCUCAGGCUCAGUGGACUGUGCUAAAGAGGUCAGAGUGCAGCCACUCCAUUCUCCACAAGCUGCACCGCAACCUGGGCCUGCUGUACACCGCCAAGGGGGAGUUUGAUAAUGCCCUGCAGCACCUGGGAAAUGAUAUUUACUAUGCUAGUGAAGAGUUUGGAACCGACAGCAUUGUGACGUCUGGGGGCUACUUUCACAUGGCCAAUGUCUUCUUCCAGCAGAGCAAAAUGGAUGUUGUGGACUCCCUGUACACAAAGGUAACAGAUAUCUGGAGCACUCGCCUGAGCCGGCUGGUGCAGAGUCCCUCUCAGAGUCCCAGCCUGCCUUCAGCUAGCUCCGCCUCCCCUGAUGAAGCUCUGGAUGAGGCUCAGGAAGCUGAGGCCGCCCAGAUGUUGAACGCUAUCUUUGAUAUCCGAGAGCAGGCUCAGAAACAGGACCCUGCUGCCCUGGCCAGUGCCUCCUGUGCCCUCGCCAUGCUCUGCUACCUGCGCAAGGAUCUGGAUAGGGCGCAGGAGCUAGGCAGGAAGGCUCUGAGUGCCAGUCAAUGGGGAGCGGACCCGGGCUUCACUGAAAGCAUUGUGAGGUUCCUACAGCGGAUUAGGGCAGGCGAGAACCUACCUGUGCCCCAGAGAGCCCCAGGGAGCCAGGGGGUCAGCUCCUCUCUGCCGAGUCAAGACAGGGUCCUGAGCAACACAACCAGGGAUACUCUAGUGCCAAGAUCCACAAUUAAAACAAUAUAAAUAUUUCUAAUGGAGUGUUUUUAAAAAUCUUUGCAAUACUGUAUAAUCAUAGGUUUGAGUUUAAUUAACAGCUUAGAAUGGGGAGGGAUAUUUAUUUUGAUUAGAUACACAAUUUUACAAUUGUACACCAGAUGUUAAAAUAUUACAUCAUUGAAGAAUGUUUUUAAAAUGCAGUUUGAUAUUCAUGAAACUGAUCUACACUGUUGUUAAAGACAUCAAGAACAGUCUCCAACAGCAUUUUAUUUAUUAAACCUUAAAAAAAACCCUCCUGAGUUUAAGCUUUAGUCUCCCCAGAGUCAUCCUCCACCUACCGCUGCAUUGCAUUUCUACAUUAGGGUUGUGCUGCAGCCCUGGCUGUGAAUGUUCUUCAACUCACAGUGUGGACAGGCCAGAGUCUGUUGUGGCAGCGCCCUUUGAUGUGAUAAAUCAGAAAUCCCAGUGUGAACAUGCUGAGAAACGCCUCCCGCUUCAGAAUGAAUGUGCGGUGAGGCGAUGCUCUUCUCCCUGAGGGAUCUCAUGAUAUGAAUGAACACAGGGAGUGUCAGGCUCCAGCAGGCUUUAAUAGACUAGGAUGCUACCCACUGACUGCCUAGCAGCUGUAGGCACGCAGGGGAGAGUCACCUGCAGCUACAACAGCCACAGGGGCAGGCUAGCGCCAAAAACAAAUCAAUGCUUUAUCUACAAGGGGUCACACAGGGAUUCAAAAGAGAACAUGUGACUGGGGUAAAAGACAAGGACUGUUAUUUUAAAUACUGACGGCUAUAAAUGUUUUACCUAUGAUUUGAUUUGUAUUGUACAAUCUAUUACCAGUGGCUGCAAGUCAACCCAAAUUGUGUUCCCUCUAAAGUACCCUAUGUACUUAACUAACUUAAAUUCUGAAGUUUCACCAAAGAUACCUUUGCUGCUAGGAUAUGAGAGUUGGUGGAGACAGCAUGGAAAUGUCCUUGUUGAUGCUACAAAACCACUGAAUCAAGUACUAAAAUCUAAAAAUACAUACAGGAGAAAUCUGUACCAUGUUUAUUUUCUGGUAAAGUUUAUUUGCAUACAUUUUGUAAUACUUUGUGGGGACGCUGAACUAAACCCUGGACCACUUAUGUCUGAUAUUCAAGCAUGGCUGGUCUUGAAUAACAAUGUAUUAUCGGGUGAGACUCAGCAAGAUGUAAAUUGGUCUAUAGUCAAAGGUCUGAAAUUUUUUCAUAUCAGCAUCUGUAGAAUGGUAACAAAAAUCGAUCAGCUUAGAAGUUAGACUGAAAUUCAUAAACCUGAUGUGUUAGCUAUCUCUGAAACAUGGUUAUCUACUAAAAUUGACAACGCUCAAAUUGAAAUAGAUAAUUUUAUGAUAUAUCGCAUGGACUGAACAAAGAGGGUGGGGAGGUUGUUUUGUUUAUAUCAAAUAAGUUGCAAUCCUCUGUUUAUAAAACCAAAGCAAAACUUGACCCUCUAGAAGAAUUCAUAAUGGUAUGUGAUAAUAUGCCCCGUUUAAGAAAAGGUGAGUUAAGUCACAUCACUUACCUUGGGUAACCCCAGGCCUAAUAGAGCUGUUUUGUACGAGAGAUCAGGCAUGGCAGAGAUCUAGAUUAACUGGAGAUCAUUC